AUGUCCGCUCGCAGAGACGAGUCCACACGCGCACGCAUAAUCGACGCCGCGAACGUCCUGUUUGCCUCGGCCGUGCCGAACUUCGCCACGUCCACGAGCUACUUUGACAUCGUCGCCACAACAGACCACCACGGCAUCCGCGCGCGCCUGCUUCAAUGGCACCGCGUGGGCGACACCAGCCUGCGCUGUCUCCUGGCUCUGGUAGGACCGGCGAAGCCGAGCUACCGCGAGGCGGUCGACGCUCUGGCCGAACAGCUGGAGCAGCAGGCCACGCAGACGGUCCAGCAGCAGCAGCCGACAGCACUGGCGCCGAUUCCCGUCUACAUAUCUGCUCGCACCCCGCGGCGCAUGCUGGUCAACAACCCCAACGCGAACAACAGCAACAGCCCGCAGACGCCCUCCUCGCCGACUCCGCGCGCGAGCUCAGCCAAAAUCACCGCCGCCCGCUCACAGAGCUCGCGCGCCACCUCCAACUCCAGCGCGAGCACCGCCAGACCCUCGACCGCGCCGCCAGGCCCAGGUCUCACUCAGGCUGAGCUCCUCAGCCCUCCUCCUCCGAUGCCAGACAUCCCAGCUCACCUCGACUCACCCACUCCAAAGCGCUCUCUCACAACCAGACUGACGCCUUUCCUCCGCCGCCAGCAGCGCGAGCCUGCUCAGCAAGAACAAGAACCCGAAGCCCCAAAGACUCAACAACAAGAGCAAACACAGGUGACAAUGGACCGCACGCCGUCCGGGCAGCAGAACCAGCAAGAGCGCAAGCCCUCAGCAUUGCACAAGCUGGGCAGCAUGAUGACACACCACAGGCACCACGCCAAGGAGCCCAAGACUCCCCCCGUCUACACGCUCGACCCCGACCAGGGCCCGUCGCCGUCGCCCUCGCCGUCGCCGCCCAAGGGCCGCACUACCGCCGAAGAUGAAGCAAACGAAAACGAAAGUAUGAUCAUGGGUAGCGUCGGCUUGAGGAUGAAUCCGCUCUCACCCACCCCGCCCUCGCUAUCGACUAUGAUGGCCGCGACCUCGCUCGCCGACCGCCCGCGCGGCCCAAGGCAGCUGCCUCCUCACUUCGGCGAACGCAUGACAAGCAACAGCAGUAACAACAGCCAGAACAACGAACGUCGCCGUCCGGAUCUAUUCUCGGAGAGGGACCCGCCGGUGCGGAUCCGUGACCAGCAGCGACAGCAAGAGCAACAGCAGCAGCCGCCCGCCGGCGGCAGCCAGUGGCGCAGGGCGUUGCGUGAUCUCGAUCACCGCCAGGAGAAUGAAGAUCAGCUUCGGCGCGACAGGGCGAUGUUGGCGGUGCCACCACGGAGAGGCGUGGCGCCCAGAGAUGCUGCAGCUACAGCUGCAGGUGGAGGAACGCACCUCCGGGCCACGACGAACACAACGGCCACAAGGAAUCCUGCACGCACGACCAACACCGCUCUCGCACCGGCAGCCUUGAGGGUCAGCGGCCUCAACAUAAGCAAAGCCAACAGCAGCAAUGCCAACAGCAGUAACUACGGUGUCACGGUGCCCCCCUCUGCCUCUGCCUCUGCCUCUGCCUCUGCCUCUGCCGCUUCUCCUCCUCCUGCGGUGCAGCGCCUGCAGCGCAAGCCCGUUGCUGCUCCUGCUGCUCUACAGCCAAGCCAAUCAUACAGCAAUAACGUGACCGCUGGUUCUUCUUCAGCAGCAGCGGCGGCACCUUCAAGCAGCAACAGUGAGGCACAAGUGGAGAACCGCCCAUCAGAGGCCACGGAGACCACUGACACCACCGAGACCACGAAGAAGCAGAAGAAGUCAAAGAAGCCGAAGAAGAGGACGGUCUGGGACGACGUCGACGACUUCCUCGAGGAGCUGAUCGCGGCCCAAGAGGCGGAUCGCAUCCGCCUGCAGCGCCAGGAGCAGGAGCGCCAGCUGGAAGAACAGCAACGCCAGGCGCAGCUGCGCCAAGAGCUCGACCAGCAGCGCGUGACGUGGCAGCAGCAGAGCUCGUCGAGGAUGCGUGACGGUGGUGAGAACAACGGUGACAACAACGGUGACGGGGCGACCUUGCAGCAGCACUCGCGCUCGGCGGCCAGGCGCCACCACCUAUGGCCGAAGAGGAGCUUCGGAUCGAGAUCGGAGCAGCUGCGCUCGAAUGCCGGCGGCGACGUCGAUGACGACGACAAGCAGAUCCGCUGA
Lasiodiplodia theobromae is the source of this 2163-nucleotide messenger RNA. RefSeq lists its product as uncharacterized. Lineage: Eukaryota; Fungi; Ascomycota; Dothideomycetes; Botryosphaeriales; Botryosphaeriaceae. The transcript is spliced from 2 exons. The record is from RefSeq and is a predicted model, not a curated record. The coding region runs from base 1 to 2163 and encodes 720 amino acids.